ACGCUUUUCUCCCGACGACCUUUCUUCACCUCCCAUCUAUCACCACUGGCACCCACAAUGUCCGCCCCACCAAUCCCUCACCCAAUAACCGUCCUUCUCAUCCGGCACGCCGAAAAACUCCCGUGGUCAUCCGGUAACCAACCCACAGCCCUCCAAAAGUCCGAAUACGUCGAUACACACAUUCUAUCACCAAAAGGAUACGAACGCGCUCAAGCUCUCGUUGCGUAUUUCUUGCAUAGAGAAGAGAUUCUCCAAUUGCUGGAACGGAGGCCUUGGGGGGCGGUGGUUGCGCAGAAUGUGGAUGAGGUUGGCGGGUGGGGAUUGAGUUUGAGGCCAAAGGAGACGGUGGAGCCACUCGUCAAAGCAUUGGAGCCCCAUAAAGUGCCCUUCCACCUCUACACGAAAUCUAACCUCCCCUCCCUCGUACAACUCCUUCGCUCCGGAGUGUACAAGGAUAAAACAGUACUUAUUUCCUGGGCCCAUCAACAGCUCCCCGAUCUCGUCAAGGCAUUGGGUGUACCCAAUGACAAGGUACCCAAAUGGAAUAAAAAGAGGUUUGAUGUGACGUGGGUAGCGGACUUUGACGGGAAGGGAGGCGUAGAGUUUCGCCAGUUGCCUCAGAGAUUAUUGUAUGGUGAUGAGGAUGGGAUUAUGGAGGUGGGAAAGAAAAAGGAAUGAGAGAAACGGCCUCUUGCAAAGAGUUGGCGUCGAAAAGCCGUAGUGCAUUCUAUUACACAGUUAGAUUACUAUAAUACGUAUAACCAAAUGGCAUUACUAGCCAAAACUAC
Molecule: messenger RNA, 788 nt
Organism: Spizellomyces punctatus DAOM BR117
Lineage: Eukaryota; Fungi; Chytridiomycota; Chytridiomycetes; Spizellomycetales; Spizellomycetaceae
Exons: 2
Coding region: 58-678 (206 amino acids)
Source: RefSeq, a predicted model, not a curated record